GCGAUCAUAUCCUCGUACUCUUUGUACACGAUGGAGCCAUCGCUCUCCAGCGUUAGCACGCUCAGCGGAUUAUAUUUCGAGGGGACACAGGAGGGGCGAGGAACUGCCGAGUCCACUUUUUCGUAGAGGAUGUUCUGGAUCAAGAAACAUUAGAUUUGAGGCAAGUAAAUGGCUCUUUGAUGCCUUACUUGACAAAGAUGAAGAUCAAAUCAUGGAACUACAGCUGAAGCAUGGACAGGUUGGAUCAGACAGGAGCUGCCAAUUCUGCAAGCCGCUUCUCUCCCAACAGACAAACUGGUUACAUAAACCAAUUGGGUCAUCAUAAUGGCAAAGAAGACUCUGGGUAUGGCUCAUUCUCUCCUACUUUCAGCGCUGCAGAAAAUGUGUCACUUCUACACUGCAGCCAUAGACCCUGGCAAACAGGGAAAGUGUUCUACCAGGGCCCUGAUUCAGACACUCAGCGAUGGACUGGCACAAAGCCAACAUCUGUAGUCUGUGAUGCUGGUGCUAUGGGCAAUGAAGAGAGACCUGUCUUCCUAUCCAUGGAGAACUAUAACAACAAUGGUCAUGGUAGGGAGUAUAAUUGGUCAAAACCUCCUCCCCCACCAACUCGUCAUGAUAGUUUCCUUGUUAUCAGACAACAUGAUGGUUUUGGCUGUUAUCACACCCGUGAUGGAUCGAACCCACAAGAUGUGUCUCAGAGAUCAUCAGUUGAGAGCAAGAUGCUAGGGAUGACUCUUGAAAACAAUUGCCAAUCUAAAGAGACAUCAAGCCUGCCCCAGACUCCCUUUUUGAACGCUUCAUUAAAGAAUACUGGUUUUGUGCCAGAGAAACACAGUCAAACAGUUGAAGGUGCAGGAAAUUUUACUCCUAAAAGGAUUGAGAAGGCACCUCCAAACAACAUAACUAACUCGUCUCUCUCUCUUGCCCAUCACAAUUCUGGCAUUGCAUUUGACUGUGUGGAAUCACAAAAACAAAUCCACUGUCUCCCAUUGGCAUCUGGACAGAAACCAGUUCUUGUUAGUCCUCGCCAUCCUGAGCUACCAUCUCCAGUAAUGUGUGGUAGGGUGAAUGCACGCAGUCAAGAAAUAUCACCACAUUUUUACGUCACCACCACAUAUUCGCAAACACUUAUGGGGGAAUCUAGGCCUGCCAAAGGCUUUCCAGGCUCUUCCCAAUCAAUGUGCCCUGAAGACAAGGAAGGACGAAACCCUGAGGUGAAUUAUAAAUUUAAUGUAGUUAGAGGAUGCAAAAACAGACAAAGAUCAUUGAGUGAGGCAAGUGCCAGACACUUAUUACAUCAGCCACUUGGUCUAGAUAACAGUGCCCACAACUGCCAGAUCUUCUGUGGAUCUAAUGAGUAUUCACGCAUCCCUAAAACACAUCUUCCUGUGACAGAGUCUGUUCAGGUAAGAAAGCAGUGUAGCCAGAGGAAAAUGAGAAACAGCACUGGCAGUGUAGGACAUCAAUUAGUUCCAUGUCCAGAAGCAAGAAAUAACUGUGAUGUUUUUGAGAAUCUCUUGAAGCCAGCAAACGAAACAAGCAGUCCUGGUGCAAUCACUGCUGAAAAUACUCCAAUGUUGCAUCGUCUUGCCUUCGAAGCCACAAAUGUUGGGAGAAGUUCACCAACGAGCCCUAAACAAAAAUUUCAUCUCUCUGGCGGCCAAAAGGACAUGCAUGGACAGAAUGGAGGAAGCCAGGGUCUGUGCAGAGCACUCGAGAACAAAAUGACACAGCUACAAAAAUGCAAGAGUUCUUCUCGGCUUCUAAAUGAAUCCAUUGACCUCAGCCAAUUGAAUGAAGAAGCUCCAGACACCUCAGGCUCAUCAAUCAAUUCUUCCAAAACUGCUUAUAGAAACCAAGUAAAGCAUGCACAGUCUAAGGUUCUGAAGGAGACCUCUUUUAAACGUAGAGACCUCCAGCUUAGCUGGCCAAACAGAGCUAAGCAAAAGCCCAUUGGGAGGCCAAGCAUUACACAUUUCCAAACAGACUCUUUGUCUGACCCAAGUCGCAUUCCCGAUGAUCCAGCAGCCACGUCUCCACCAUCACAAGGAUUGCAUGAGAACCAAAGGGUAAAACCUCUGGAUCCCCAGCACAAGGCCACCCGAACAGGGAGCAGGAAAAGGCUGACAUUGCUGGAGAAGAAAAUGUAUUCUUCAGAACCUGAAAAGAUAAAUCAGUUGGGUGUAGUGUGUAGUCCAAGGAAAUGGGGGCAGGCAGAGACCUUCAAGUUCCCAGAUAUGCAGGGCAACAGUAGUCUCGUGACAUCAAGGAGACAGCUGUUUGAAGCAGCAAAUACAUCACAGGUGAAGUUAAAGCAGAUUCAGCAUGAAGCUUUGGUCGAGUAUAUUGGCCGCAGGAGAAGUCCUAGACCCUGUGCCACAGAAUUAAUUAGUGAUCAAUGGCUGUUUUCAAAGCCCGUCCAGCACAGGAGGCUUUUGGAGAGCAGCUGCUGUCAAUAUUCCAGGUGCAGUCCCGUCCAAGGAUCAAACAUAUCCCAACACAAAUUAGCCGAGAGACCUUGGGAUAAUUCCUCAGAAACCUCUUCUGGCUGCAGUACUAGAUCUCCCAACCAUCCCUUAAGCAAGUCAUUUGAGCUUCAGCACUUUCCAAAGUGGACAGAUGCCUGUUGCAUUUCUGAAAAACUUGGCUCCACUGAUGAUCUGCAGGACCAGCCGGAGUUUGUUCAUUUUGGUAGGCGUGCACGGUCAAAGUCAUUUCCAUUACCUCAGCAGAAUGAGCUAGCUCCUAAUCUGAACAAGGAGUCCUUGAGGCAAAUUGAUAACAACGACACCCCUGCCAGGCCCAGUACUGCCAAAAUCAAGUCUGUGACUGAAGUGAGUGCCAAUUGGAAAUAUUGUGAUAACAAGCAUGUUAACAUGGCACUCAACAAAAGCAGAUUUGAAAGACAAAGAGGAAAGUCAUUGGAUGAGCCAGAGUCAUCCAACGGCAGACCAGCCACACAACUGAGCAGAAGUACUGACCAACUUUGCUGCUCAGAUGCUGAUGGUGAACCAACUGAAGGGAAUCAUGCAGCGCUAGAAUGGAAAAGAGCACCCCUACCUCUGCCAGAGUUACCUUCUUCCAAACAAAACUGGAUUAAGCUGAAAAGGCACAUCAUUAAUUCACAAACCAGCCAGGAUGAAACUGCUAUUGUGUAUGAGAGAAGUUCUGACAUGACCAAGUCACGUUCAUUUUCAUAUAGUGCAGAACCUGUUGCUCCUAUAUCUCCAUCUCCACCUUCGCCACUCAGGAAGUCACCAGCUUGGACAUAUUCCCAUUCCUCCCCAUCCAGCCAGGAAGAUGAUGUGUAUUUUGAAAAUUCCUCUGUGAAAUCAGAAAACAGUGGCACAGAUCUUUGCUUAGCCUCUGAAAAGAUUUAUGUUCAAUUCAACCUCUCACAACAGCAUCCAAAAAAUAUGUUUGAAUCUUCAUCCCUAGCAAUAGCAGCAAACAAAGAAAUUGAAGUGACUGAGCAGACAAUGAGUGGAAAGAAUUCACUGUCAACCGUAAACUUUGCUCAGAUGCAUCCCACAGAAAAUGACAUGGAACGUCACAAGAAGGAUAGGCUGGUGGACUUAGCUUCUUUACCUCUUUGUUCAGAGAGCGGUGUUGAGAUGCCCAUGCCAGUCUCUACGGCAGGUGUUGCAAAGUCUGAGCUCAAAACCGAGAACACCAAGGCAUCACUGGUUAAAGUCCAUCAAGGUAACAGAAAGGAAACAUCUCAGCAAUUUUCAACAGAUCCAAGGAACACCUCUGUUCAACUGAGGAUGAAGACAAAGUCCCCUGAAGAGCUAAGAAUGGAGAAACUAAUGAAGGAAAUUAUAGAUGAGGAUCACUCACUAGCAGAUGUCCUGGAUCCCAACCCCACUACAAAAACAAUAAUGGAUCUUGUGGAAGGGUUGUUUCAGAAUGAUACAUUGGUGCUUGAUGCUUGUCAGAGGAGAGAGCAAUUGUACAGUCAGACAACAGAGGCAGAAACUAAGAGAAAAGACAAACAAGAUAUUCAAUCCCCAUCCUUGCCGGAACCAAACACUCAGCCUAAGGUACCAAACAAAAUUAAUCUGAGGCAAGAUGUCAGCAAAGAAAGAGGGGAAUGUCCAAGUGAUGUCACAGAAAAAAAGAAAGAAUUAAUUAGCACAAUUAGGCGUAAACUUCUGAAGCUUCAGAAAACUAAAGCUGGUCUACAUGAAGAUAUCAAAAUGAAUACCUUGUUGGGUGAAGACAUUGAAGCGUGGAUCAAUGACGUCUGCAAGCCUAAUGAAAUCCAGAAAUAUAAGACCUUCAUUGAGGAUUUGGACAAGGUGAUGAAUUUGCUGCUUUGUCUAUCAAGUCGUCUAGUGCGUGUGGAAAGUGCCCUGAGCAAAGUCAACGAGUCCACUGAUUUGGAGGAGAAGCAAUCACUGAACGAAAGACAUCAAAUGCUCUCCCGUCAGCAUGAAGGUGCUAGAGGACUGAAGGAGCAUCAAGAUCACCGGGAGCGGGUGACCUUUAGAAUCCUAACAAACUACCUCACUGAGAUUCAACUUCAACAUUGUCAUCACUUUGUACAAAUGAGAAAAGCUUUAUUAAUCAAGCAAAAAGAAGUUGAAGAACAUCUCAGAUUGACUGAGGAGCAAUUGGGAUUUCUUGAAAACAGUCUUUAAUUAAUGUCCCAUUUUGCUUUUCUAUGAAGUUCCCAGCAAAAUCUAAGAUAGAUUUAUCAUAUCUUAUGAUUUGGAUUAACUGUUCAUUCCAAUAUCAGCAAAUGUUAACUUUAUUUUUCCUCAUUGUUUGCACAUUAAAUGACUUAAGUAGAUGAUUAAAUAAAUUCAACAGGGGUUACGCAGUAAUAAUAGAACCUAAUUCCUUAGGAUUAUGGAACCAGUUAAUGGCACAUUGUUGCUCCUGGAUAACUAACUAACAGCUUUCCUUAUUUAAAUUGAUAAGCAUGAAACAUAAUAUCACACACAAUCAUGUGACGUUGUUUUCAUUGCAAAAUCGUUAUGCUUAUCACAACAUAUCAGUGCAUUCCUCAUGCAUGGCAUCAUCUUGAUGUUGAACUCCUUUAGAUUGAUUUCCUGACCAAAUAGCAAUAUCUCCUCUUUAAUAUAUAUCAUUUUUGCAGCAGUGACAGUACAGUAUUUAUAUUGGCUUUAAUGUUUCAGUAUGAAAUAAUUCACAGAUGCGUAAUCCAGCAAAACUUGAUGCUGAGCCACAAAAGGAGAUAUUAGGACCAAUGACCAUAAAGAGCCUCCUAAGGGAGGAAAGUGAUGUGGAGAAGGUCAGCGAGGGAAUUCCAGAACUCUGAGCUUUAAAAAUCUAUUACACGAGUGAUGAUGGUGGAGCAAAGAAAAUUGUGUACAGACAGAAUUCAAAACUGGAGAAGCAAAGAGAUCUCAGUGAGUUGUACAUUUUUAAAGGGUUGUGAGUCUGGGAGUUGGUGGUGUGGAGAGGCCCAUGGAGGGAUUUGAAAAGAUGGUUCAGAAUUGUAAAAUCAAGCUAUUGCUAAACUGGGAACCACGGUGGUUAGCCUGCUCAGAGGCAAUAUGUGAAUAUGGUAUGAGUUAGAACUAAGGCAGUAGAAGUCUAGAGGUUAGAAAGCCUUGGAUGAGGGUUUCAGCAGCAGAUGAGCUGAAGUGAGACAGUGUUGCAGAUGUGGAAGUAAGCUGUCUUGUUAAUAGGAUGGGCAUGUGGUCUGGAACUACCUCAUGGCCAUCUCACCGGUCUGAUUUUGUCUUGGACAGUCACCAGGGAGAGCAAAGAAAAUUGUGUGUGGUCAAGAAGUCGGAAGUGGAGAAGCAAAGAUAUCUUGGAAAGAUAUAAAUUCUUGGAGGGUUGUCUGGCUGAGAGGUGGUGGUACUGGUAAUUAGGCAACAGAGUAUGUGGCAGGGUCUGAACACAUGGUUUCUUCUUUCUAAUACUUGGAGGAAAUUUCUGCUCAUCCAGUACUGCACGUUCAAUAAGCAGUCCAACAAUUUAGAGAUGGUGGAUGAGUCAAGGGAGGUGGUGCUGAGGUAAAACGGGAAGUUAUCUGGUUAAAUGUGGAUACUGACAUGUUUUCAGAUGAUGCUACAGUGAUUUUAAAACUGUAAUCUUGUCUUAAAGUUUCAAUGUUUGUAAAUUGCCUUAGUUUUGCACUCAUCAGUCAAGUAAAUGGCUUGUAAUUACUUGAUAUCAGUUGUCUCCAUCAAUGUAUGACUUUUUGUAUAUUAAUUAUUCUAGCAUUAUCUUCCAAUGCUCGUACUAUUAUAAAUUAAAUUUGAUAUAUUGCAAUGUAUAUAUAAAAGUUUAGUUUGCAUCUAUGUACUUCACCACAAAGUGAUGUUUCCUUAAACAGGCUUCCUCUUAUUCUAAGUAACAAGCUGAUAAACCAAUCAUUGCUU
This is a messenger RNA of Pristis pectinata (smalltooth sawfish), 6365 nucleotides long. It is a transcript of the gene shroom1, whose product is annotated as shroom family member 1. Lineage: Eukaryota; Metazoa; Chordata; Chondrichthyes; Rhinopristiformes; Pristidae. Gene Ontology annotation, molecular function: actin filament binding. Gene Ontology annotation, cellular component: apical junction complex; cortical actin cytoskeleton; adherens junction. The coding region runs from base 231 to 4646 and encodes 1471 amino acids. The record is from RefSeq and is a predicted model, not a curated record. The transcript is spliced from 8 exons. Gene Ontology annotation, biological process: actin filament organization.